AUGUAUUACUUAAAUGAUGAAAAUGAUGUGAAAGAAAUCAACGAAUUUUACAACCAGAACAAGUGCAAUCCACUGUUAUCUAUGUAUAAUAUGCAUGAUGAUAAUCAGUUAGAAAUGCCUUCAUUGCCAUCUGAAAGUAUUUUUAUGAUGCAUGCUGUUAAUGAAAAUGACAGUGAAAUGAUAUGUAAAAUGGUCAACGACAUGCAACUUCGUAAAUUGUCUAUAGACUGUAAUGAGGCUAUCAAAGAUAAUCAAGAAUUUACACUUGAUUUGAGAAAAGCAACAACAUUAGAAGUAAUAAGUAUAACAAGGUUUGGGGGUAAAUUGUCGAUACCAGAUUCUAUAAAAAGUAUUUCAGUUAAUUUUAUAGAUGCAACAAUCGAAACCAAUAACGCUAAAAUAGAAGAUAUGCGGAUUAAAUGUUGUAAAGCAAAUGGAUUGAGAGUGGAAGAAGGCGUGUUAAAAAAGGUGUAUUUUUGGCACGAAGGACUAGGUUUCACUUUUGUUCACAAUGGCAUUGAAUUGAAAAAUACACUUUACAUUGAUAAUAUUGAUUUCGAUUACAGUCAGUUGGACAAACCAGAAAAACUAAAAGUGUUUAAAGAUGGAAAACAAAUAGUUUUGAAAAAAGAGGAUUAA
Molecule: messenger RNA, 639 nt
Organism: Entamoeba invadens IP1
Lineage: Eukaryota; Evosea; Mastigamoebida; Endamoebidae
Exons: 1
Coding region: 1-639 (212 amino acids)
Source: RefSeq, a predicted model, not a curated record